UCGCCGAGACAGUGCGGAUAGAGUGGAGGAUCGUGUAAAAGUGGAGGUACCCCAUUACUGAGACGCAGGAGCAGAUGUGACACCCGUCGCCUUGUUUAUCACAACAACCCGUCCGGAAAACUAAAUGCUUAAGUCUUAAGACGAGGUACUUCUUUGAAGGACCACCCUGCCAGCCAGAGGAGCAGUCGGCUCCACCAUGACCGCGCCGGAGCGGGACGCUGGCCCACCCAGGCCCCACCGCCUGCUGCUGCCCUCGCCGCCACUCCUGCUGCUGUUGCUCUUCCUCUCCUCCCCCUUGGUGCGCUCCCAGAAGCCCCUGCUCUCCUCACCUCCCUCGCUCACGCCAGCCACUCAGCCCCCCGAGGAGUGUGCCAGGCAAGAACAUCCCGUCGUUCCCUUCCAAGUGCUCAGCCCCUGGCUCUCCAUCUUUUCCCAUCCCACUGUGAGGGACUUCUCCCAGCUGGCCCUGGACCUCACCAGGAACCAGCUGAUCGUGGGAGCCAGGAAUUAUCUCUUCAGAUUAACGCUAAGCAACAUUUCUCUGAUCCAGGCAACAGAAUGGGGCCCAGACGAAGACACCAGGAGGUCCUGUCAGAGUAAAGGAAAGACGGAGGUGGAGUGCCAGAACUACAUCCGGGUGCUACUCAUCAACGGGAAGCGGGUGUUCACCUGUGGUACCAACGCCUUCCUGCCCGUCUGCACCACGCGACAGGUGGGUAACCUGAGCCGCGUGCUGGAUCGGGUCAACGGCGUUGCACGCUGCCCCUACGACCCGCGCCAUAAUUCCACAGCCGUGGUGACGGAGAAGGGCGAGCUGUAUGCGGCCACCGUCAUCGACUUCUCGGGCCGGGACCCCGUCAUCUACCGCAGCCUGGGCAGCAUGCCGCCCCUGCGCACGGCGCAGUACAACUCCAAGUGGCUUAACGAGCCACACUUCAUCUCGGCCUACGAUGUGGGCCUCUUCACCUACUUCUUCCUGCGGGAGAACGCCGUGGAGCACGAUUGCGGCAAGACGGUGUACUCACGAGUGGCGCGCGUGUGCAAGAACGACAUCGGCGGCCGCUUCCUGCUGGAGGACACCUGGACCACCUUCAUGAAGGCUCGCCUCAACUGCUCCCGCUCCGGAGAGAUUCCCUUCUACUAUCACGAGCUGCAGAGCACCUUCUACCUACCCGAGCAGGACCUCAUCUUCGGCAUCUUCACCACAAAUGUGAACAGCAUCGCGGCCUCGGCCGUCUGUGCCUUCAACCUGAGUGCCAUCACACAAGCCUUCAACGGGCCGUUCCGCACCCAGGAGAACCCACGCUCCACCUGGCAGGCCACGCCCAACCCCAUCCCUAAUUUCCAGUGUGGCACCAUCAAUGACAGCGGCCCCAAUGAGAACCUGACUGAGCGCAGCCUGCAGGACGCGCAGCGCCUCUUCCUCAUGAACGACGUGGUGCAGCCUGUCUCCGUGGACCCGUUGGUGGUCCAGGACAGCAUGCGCUUCUCCAAGCUGGUGGUGGACAUCGUGCAGGGCCGAGACACCCUCUACCAUGUCAUGUACAUCGGCACAGAGUAUGGCACCAUCCUGAAGGCCCUCUCCACAGCCAAUCACAGCCUGCAUGGCUGCUACCUGGAGGAGAUGCAGCUCCUGCCUGCCGACACGCGGGAGCCCAUCCUGAGCCUGCAGAUCUUGCACAGCGACAGGUCAUUGUUUGUAGGCCUGAACAACAGAGUGCUAAAAAUCCCUCUGGAGAGGUGCUCCACCUACAGGACAGAGCGGCUGUGCCUGGAAGCGCGGGACCCUUACUGUGGCUGGGACCGGAAGCAGCGGCGCUGUACCACCAUUGAGGACAGCUCCAACAUGAGCCAGUGGAGCCAGAACAUCACAGAAUGUCCAGUGAGAAACUUAACUGUCAAUGGUGGCUUUGGGCCCUGGGCUCCAUGGCAACCCUGCAGCCAUGACGACGGGGACAGCAGCAGCUCCUGCCUGUGCCGCCUGCGGCCGUGCGACAGCCCCACCCCCCGCUGCGGGGGUCGCAACUGCGAGGGCCCCACCAUGGAGGUGUCCAACUGCUCCAGGAACGGGGGCUGGACCCCCUGGUCGUCCUGGGGCCACUGCAGCACCAGCUGUGGAAUUGGGUUCGAAGUGCGACAGCGAUCCUGCAACAAUCCCUCACCCAGACAUGGGGGUAGGGUCUGCGUGGGACAGAGCCGAGAGGAGAGACUGUGCAACGAGAAGGUCUCCUGCCCGCUACCCGUCCUCUGGUCCAGCUGGGGCUCCUGGACUAAGUGCAGCACUGAGUGUGGAGGCGGCGUCCAUUCCCGCGUCAGGAACUGCGAGAACGGAAAUGGCUGCCCGGGAUGUGCGCUGGAGUACAAGAUCUGCAACCUUGAAGCGUGCCCAGAGGUGCGUCGCAACACGCCCUGGACACCCUGGAUGCCCGUCAACGUGACACAGGGUGGCGCCCGGCAGGAGCAGAGGCUCCGCUACAGCUGCCGUGCGCAGCUGGCCGACCCCCACGAGCUGCAGCUGGGCAGACGCAAGGUGGAGACGCGCUUCUGUCCCAACGACGGCUCCUCCGCCUGCGAGACCGACACUCUCGUGGAGGACCUGCUGAAGACGGGCCGGCCCGUGGUACGAGUGGCUGGCACCGGCUGGACGCCAUGGGAGACGUGGUCAGCCUGUUCGCGGGACUGUGCCACUGGAUUCCGAACCCGCAAGCGCACCUGUGCCACACCCGAGGGCAAGAGCGCCCCUACAGUGUGCAGCGGCUCUGCUGUGGAGUACCAGGAGUGCAACCCCCAGGCCUGCCCAGUUAGGGGCGCCUGGUCCUGCUGGUCCCCCUGGUCACAGUGCUCAGUCACUUGUGGUGGGGGACACUACCAGCGAACACGCAGCUGCAGCAGCCCUGCCCCUGCAGAUGGAGGCGACAUCUGUAUCGGCCUGCACACGGAGGAGGCUCUGUGCAACACGCAGCCCUGUGAGGGUGGCUGGAUGGCCUGGUCGGCCUGGGGCCCCUGCGAGGACACCGGACUGCAGUUGCGCAGCCGCACCUGUCAGGAGCCCAGCGGGAGCCCCGAACCCGGAUCAGGCCCAUGCCCGGGAAACGGCACCGAGAGCCGAGAGUGCCAGCUCAACGAGAUCCCAGUGAUCCUUCCUGCAUCCAGCUUUGACAAGAACCUGCACUGUGGGGCGUUCACACUCAUCCACCUGAUCGCCACCGGCGUCUCCUGCUUCCUGGGUGCUGGCCUGCUGAGCUUUUUGGUGUAUGUCUACUGCCAGAGGUUCCACAAGCCGUCACAGGAGUCGGCCGUCAUCCAUCCCACCACGCCCAACCACCUCAACUACAAGGGCAACACCACGCCAAAGAACGAGAAGUACACCCCCAUGGAGUUCAAGACGCUGAACAAGAACAACCUUCUCCCGGAUGAGAGGACCAACUACUUCCCCUCGCCGCUUCAGCAGACUAACGUUUAUACCACCACUUACUAUCCUGCCACCAUCAACAAGUACGACUACCGGCCGGACUCGUCCCCACCCCCCUGCAGGACCUACACGCACAGCUGAGGACCGUCCCCCAAACGGUGACGCGGCUGGCCUGGUCGGACUGCCAUCCGCUGGGGAACCGGGAAGCUCUGACCUUACGGCUCUCCAUCUCUUCCUCAUGUUAUAUUACGCUUAAUGGACGUGGCAGAGUUCAGAGGGCGCUUCUAAAGAGACGCAAGGACUAAAUAAGCACAGGGGACAGAGCCGGACUGCUUCGGACGUGCGAGAGGGGCAUCUGUCGCAUUGGUGUGUUUAAGUGUCCUUGAAGGCGAAACAUUUUGGGAUGUUUUUCCACAAACUUAUUAGCGUUCGGUCUGGUUUUCCUGCACCUGUAAGGGGUGGGGGAGGGGGGGGGGGAAUCUGGAACAGUGAAAAGAACCCGUCAGGGAAGGAUGACCCAAGCAUGUACUGGAGCCUCAGCUGCAGUGUGAGACUCCUAACAGACACAGAACAAAGUCACUGUAAUGAACUACGAGGACAAGGUGACCGAGCGCAUACCCUGAAGACUGUCUCACUGGAAACGGGACAAUUUCCCUGUCCUCUCGGAGCUUAUGCUAUAUGUACUGACCUGCUCUCGAAAACACUGUCAAAAAUAUCACUCCUUCAAAGAAAGCUUUCGAGGAAAUUAGCAAACGUGUCUGCUUAGCCUGUUUUAUUUGCUUCCUACAGUUACUAUUCUGGAAAUGUCUAUUCAAACAUUGGACCAAAAUGGGUUCCGCAGUGAAAUGAUGUCAAUGGAAUGCAUUGUGGCGUGUGAGGGUGUCACAGGUGUGUGCAUGAGAUGGACGCAGGGGUGACUGAACGCGGCAGCAUGUUGUCGCAGCCUGAGCCCUGCUGCCUCCUUCAGACGCUCUCCCGAUCGGUUUCUGCUGUAACUGCACGCCUGCUUAAAUCUUAAGGCCUGAAGGUAGGGUGCAGGAGUUGUCUUUAACCAGUGCCGUACGUGGGUGUGUUGCGGCCCGCUCUGGACUUGGGGCUGUAACUGAGACUGUAUCGGAGAUGAAAUCGUCUUUCCCAUCACCGCUUACUCGUCCUUUUCAGCUCCUUAUCGGCUGGAAGAUGAACGACCGAGUUUAAUUUGCAAAUGGAGCCCUGGCUGCAUCAACGUGUACAACCACCAUCGACCCCCCCCCCCCCGUCCAGGCUGGCCUCUUUUGCUGAAGCCUACUAGCUCUGGCUCUUUAGCUAUGCGAUCAGGAUUUCAAAGCCUGUCUGAACCUCCCUGUGUGUGCGUUCACUUUGCGAGGGGGAGGGGCUUCUAGGUCUUGUGUUUUCACAUGUUCAAGUAAACGCACCGGGCCAUGAAACCUGUAUAAAGCAUCCAGCCAGUGGAAGCUGGUGUCCAGGAAUCUGACAUUUCGUGAGCUGCCCUGAUGAUCAGGAUGUGAGGAACACUUUCAAAAUGACCUUCAUCAUGCCUGUUCCUGUUCAGCUAAAUGCGAUGGCCCCGUCUGUACAUAGGAGGCGCUAUAACCUGAUGUCUGUAUCAUGUAAAUGUAUAUUGUAUAGCUAACACUGUUUUUAAAAGCCUUAUAGUUGUAAAAAGUGCAGAAGGUGUGUAAAUGCCAACACAGAGAUUGGGGGAUGGAGCCUGCAUUAUCCCCUGCUGGGUGGCGUGACACCUGCUGGCCUCCUGCUUCUGGCUGGGCCUCGGCGCCCCCUGUGGCGGCAGGUAGUAAUCGCCCGCUUAAUUCCUCAGUUGCCUCAGCAUUUAAUAAUCUUACCAGGACUUUAUUGUAGUCGCCCAGUAGCACGGUUCCAUUUUUAAUCGGCUGUAGGAUCGUCCUCUACGGAAAAAAAUGGAAGAUUGGAAAUUGUACCUUCAAUUUGAUUUAGUGUUUAGAUUUUGUUUGCAUUUUCUUGAGGACCUCUGUAAGUAGCCCACCGUACACAUGAUCCACCUUAAAAAAGUAUUCAUGUUGAUUAUGAUUGGCCAGUCCCACCAUGUGAUCAUUUACAAUUAGACGCCCUCGACCUGUGAGUAUUUGUGUUGCCUGAGCUCCAUCCCGAAGGCUUGGUGCCCUUCUAUGCAACUGACCUGUUGGUACUGUUGGAUAUCGACUGUAAUCACUGCCUUUUAGACACUGUGAAUUUUUGGUACUCUCUAUUUUUGUAUAUUGUACAUUGUAAAAAAUAAUAAAGCAGCCCGCCGAUGCCGGCCGAGGCCGCGGCCGCC
Messenger RNA from Paramormyrops kingsleyae, 5708 nucleotides. It is a transcript of the gene sema5ba, whose product is annotated as sema domain, seven thrombospondin repeats (type 1 and type 1-like), transmembrane domain (TM) and short cytoplasmic domain, (semaphorin) 5Ba. Gene Ontology annotation, biological process: neural crest cell migration; positive regulation of cell migration; axon guidance. Gene Ontology annotation, cellular component: plasma membrane. Gene Ontology annotation, molecular function: semaphorin receptor binding; chemorepellent activity. Lineage: Eukaryota; Metazoa; Chordata; Actinopteri; Osteoglossiformes; Mormyridae. The record is from RefSeq and is a predicted model, not a curated record.